Messenger RNA from Archocentrus centrarchus (flier cichlid), 602 nucleotides. It is a transcript of the gene spmip2, whose product is annotated as sperm microtubule inner protein 2. The transcript has 5 exons. Bases 67 to 534 code for a protein of 155 amino acids. The record is from RefSeq and is a predicted model, not a curated record. NCBI's taxonomy places the organism in Eukaryota, Metazoa, Chordata, Actinopteri, Cichliformes, Cichlidae.
ACCCAUGGGUGGUCAUUAUCUAGUCGUAUCUCGCCUGCAACUAGCUCACAUAUAACAGGAAAGGAAAUGAUGCAAAACAGUGAAACAGCUGCACGAGGGCCCCAGUAUGGACAAAGGAUGAUUUUUACAGGUCCAGAUGGAAUCGGAGACUACAGGCCAAGAUCUAAUUACUUCACCCAGUACAUCGGUGUGGGUGCCACAUCACCUGAGGCCACAGGUGACCUCAGUUACCUGUGCCGAGCUGCACCAGAUGCCCGCCCACUCAUGCCUAGGCAGAGCUAUGUGGGGGAGGUGGGCUGGGGAUGGCAAUAUAACCAGCUGUUAAACAGUGGGACGCUGCUCAGCAAUAUGCAAAUUAAGAAAACAGACAUACGAGCAGCGUUGGAGGACCGAGUCAGUCAAAGGUUUCAGAGCACAAACUCAGCAAACGGCAGACGCAGAGUGAACGUGGAGGACCUAAAUGAGACUGAAAACACAAGCACAGAAGGACUCAGCCUGAAGUCUCCCUGCAGUGACACAGCAUCCUCACUCUGAGGCUCGCCUCCCUGAGUUUUUCUAGCUUUACGCACUUUUGUUUUUAAUAAACCGAAGAUUAUGCCUCC